CCUCCAACAUGCACCACGGUGACGUCAGUUCUGCAUGAUGGCGGUAGCCUGGACUAUUUUGAAUCCCGUCCCGCUUUUCUAGCAUUAAGAAGGCACAUUUGAACACUGAAAAUGCCACGACGCCACUUGGAGAGCACCAACUAAACCACAAACACUACCAUGGACUCGGUGGUGGGCGACGACCAGACGCUCCCCGUUGACUUGAACGGAAGCUCACCAAAUGAUUUUAUAUCCAGCUGCAGCCUCCCGGACUCGAUCAAUGCUAGUAGCCACUCCACCACGGGCGUCAUGACAGCGCUGUCCUGUCCCAGCAAGAUGUCCCCCAUCAAAGCCCUCACCAUGAAGGACUAUGAAAAUCAAAUCACCGCGCUGAAGAAGGAGAACUUCAACCUGAAACUGCGCAUUUACUUCAUGGAGGAGCGCAUGCAGCAGAAAUGCAAUGACUCCACAGAGGACAUAUUCAAAACGAAUAUUGAGUUGAAAGUGGAAUUGGAGUCAAUGAAGAGAGACAUGGCAGAGAAGCAGGAGUUGCUCGUGUCUGCGUCCAAAGCGCUGGAGAGUCUGGCUGGUCGAGAGACUGGUGAGCCGCAGCGCAUCAGAGAACAAGCGCAGCGUGACAUGGAUGCGCUCCGUGACUCGUUCAACAAGACAAUUGCAGAACUGGAAGAAUCCUUGCGAACAGCCGAAGAUGAGGUGGAGAAGAUGGCUGCCAUCGCUGAGCAAGAAAAGCUCAAAAACAUCAACAUGGAGAAGCAGCUCCAAUUCGUGGGACUGCCCGGCUCCGUGCAAGACCUACAGCUGGCCCUGCAGGAGAAGGAAAGCAUGAUUGAGCAGCUGAAGAUGACCUUAACAAAUCAAGAAGCAGAGCUCCGUCAGAGCAACGACAGGCACAGAGAGAUGGACAUGCUUUCUUCUGAUCAAGUCAAACAGCUAACAGAUGAACUUCAGGCCCUGAGGGACGAACUACUCAGCGAAAAGGACAAAAUAAAACCUGACCACCAGAGCGAGGUUCAUCAACUCGAGUCCGUCAACAAGCUGCUGACUGAAGAGCUCACCCAGGCAAAAAGUACCCAUGAGAACCUGACAAAGACGCUGGAAGAAAUCCAGAGUGAAAGCAAGAUGCUGUCAGGAAGGCUGGAUAAGAGUGAGAAUGAACUCCAAACUGAGAAGAAAAACGGGCUAAAGCGAGACAAAACUAUUCAAGGGCUCACACAGGUCAUCAAAGAAAAAGAGAAAGAGAUUGCAGAGUUGUGCCAUGAGAUUGAGGACCGGGAUGAUGCUCUCGCCAAAGCCAGGGAGACAGCACACAAGGCUCAGAUGCAAAAAUAUCAGGGAGCGGAAGAACACCAAAGUUUAUUAAUGACCAAGCAAACAGAGCUGAUCCAGCUCCAGGGCGAGCACCACGCCAAGGUGCUCGAAGCCCAAAAGCUGCAGCGGGCCCUGGACAGGAAGGAGCAUGAGCUAUCUGACUUGCAUCAGGCAAAAGAGCAGCUGGAGGUGCAGUUGGAAGACCUGCAGCAGCAUAAGAAGAAGGGAGACAAAGCCUUGAAUGAUCUUACCAACCAACUGAAAAAGCUCCGCGAUGAAAUCGGGGAAAGGGAAAGUUCUUUGCAGCAUCAGUACCAGGAGCUGUUGGACCAAACCAAAAGAAAAGUGCACGCUCAUGAAGUCACCAUCCAGCGGCUAACAUUCACCUUGGCUGAUAAAGAGCAGCAGUUACAGGAGUACAUGAAAGCGGUCAGAGAUUUUGAGCAAAACAAGAGUCCCUCAGGAAACGACGGGAUGCUCGCGAAGCUGUGCCAAAGGUUGAAAGAGAAGGAAAAGGCACUAGAGCAAGCGCUGGAUGAGAGAUUUGCAGCCAUCGAAGAGAAAGACAACAAAAUCCAUGAGCUGCAACUGUCACUCCGUGUAAAGGAGAGGGACCUCGAGAGGCUCAAGAACAUUCUGUUGCACAAUGAAGAAACUAUUAAUAGUUUUGAUAGCCUGAUCAAGGAGAAGGAUCUGGAACUGCAGCAGCUUGCAAACACACUAAAGAACCUGCAGAGGGCCAAGCAAGACAUGGAGGACAACAUGAACAGGUCGCUGAGAGAGAAAGACUCCAUCAUUAGCCAGCUGCAGCUCUCCCUCAACGGCAAGAUCAAAGAUUUGGAGGAAUUGUCAGAAUCGGUGCUGAGCCAGUCGCAAAGUCACGCACGCGACUUGGCCGAGCAGAUGGGCCAGAGGUUAAAGGUGAAUGAGGCAAUGCUGGCCGAGUCCGUGAAAGCCAGGGAAAGGCUUUUGGCUGAAAACGAGGUCGCCGUGGAAGGACUGCUGGCAACGAUUAGGAGCAAGGACCAACUCAUCAAGGAGUCCGCUGAGCACUACAACCGCAUGCUAUCUGAGCGUUCCCAAGAGAUUCAGGAGCUGAGGAAGCAGCUGUCCGACAGCUAUCAGCUCACCGCCGCUGAGAGGCAAAGCUCCACGGCGGCCCAGAAGGAAUCUUUGGAAAUCGCAGAGCUGCGAUUCCUCCUCAACGAAAAAGACGGCGUCCUAGAAAGGCUCCUCCACCGUGGCCAGGAGACGGAGCACGACAAGGAGCCAGAUUACGUGCUGGAGCUAAGACAAACCAUCCAGAUCAUGCAAGAGAAGUUAGAUGAGCGCCAAGCCGAACUCUCCAGGAGGAACAGCGACGACAGGAUUGAGAACAUUCCACUAUCCAAGAAGACUGUUGUAGUUCUUAAGAAAGAGCUGGCACAGAAAACGGAUGCUCUCAACAAAGCGCUGAAAAGGGAGAAUGAACUGAAGAUGUCUUUAGCCGAGCUGCAGGCUUUGCUGUCCGAGCUGGAGGGCCGCAGUGAAGGCCAGGCCGCCAACAUCGAGUCCCUGACUGCCACCCUUGAGACCAAGGAUGAGAUCAUUCAUGUUCUCCAACAACGCCUCGGCCCGCAAGGGGACACGCAAGGUGAUUUCGCCCCGGAUCGGGUCAUUGGCGGCAGCCUCCAUCGAUCGCCUUCGGGGCUCCCAGAAAGAGAGAGAACCAUGAUUGGUGGAGACAGCCAGCAAGAAGCGCUUCCCAACCUAGUAGCUUUGCAGCAGGAGCACGAGGCUCUCAACAAAGCGCUGAGGGCCGAGCAGCAGCUCUACUCCAGCCUUGUCAGGACUGUGAAGGAGCAGGACAGCGCCCAACGUCUUCAUGCGCUGCAGCUGGAGCUGACGGCAGUGCAGCUCCUCAGGCAGCAGCUGGAGGACGGCGUCAAAGCCAACGAGGAGCUCAGAGACGACUUGGAGAGAGAGCUAGACAGAGCCAAAGUCAGAGAAGGCGUGAAUGUAGUUGAUGCCAAAGAACUGGAGAGCAUGCAGCAUCAGCUGGAAGAUGCCCAGCGUUGGAAUGCCUCUCUGCAGGCCCGCUUGGGGGCCAUCCAGAACCGCGGCGGAGGAGUGGGCGGCACCGGCGACAGCCGAGACUCGCUGAGUUUCAUCGGCGACCAGACCUCUUACAUGAGCAUUUGUGUGGAUGAGGGGCAUGACAACAUUUCACCACAGGAGCUCAAACUGAAGGUGCAAGAGCUGCAGGACUGUGUUAGCAAGCUUCAAGCGUUAAAUGUAGUCCUCCAGAGCAGGCUGGCAGCACAUGAGAAGGAUGACCAAAACCUGGCCAACAGUCACCCAUGGAAACAGCAGCCAGACACAACAACGAUUACCGAGGUGCCGCCUGUUGCUCACCAGACGUGCCGCUCUCAAGACAAAGAGAGUCAGACGGACAUCACAUUGGGGCAGCUUCUUGGGGAUGAGAGUGUGGACAGCGGCCAGGGCCAGAGCAGAGAGAAUGCUCGUUGUGCCGCAACAGAGAUUGAUUCUGUAAAAUGUCUUCUGACUGAUAAUGGUGCUGCAUCACUCCUGCACCUUAGAGAGGAAGUCCGCAGGCUCACAGCUGAAAACGUGCGACUGCAAGGUCUGCUGAAGGAACAAAUGUCCAGCGAGUGCAAAGAGAAGGAGAGCACAGAAGCGUCGGGCAACAGUAGCGAUGAAUCAAGACAGAGUCAAGAAACUUUGCAGGGUCAACCUAAGGACAAAGAUGAGGAGUGCACAAUGGCUAGGAGGGCCCUGAUCACCACAGAGGAAGUGGAAACUCUGCAAACUGGCGAUCACCGCAAGAUUUCAAAACAGAUGGCCCCUUUCAGAUCUCGAUUGCCUGUCCCUGUGAGGCCGAGAGCAGAAUCUUGCAGCGACACACAUUCAGAGCCAAGUAAAGCGGACGCGGCGCAGCAACUUCACACAGAUGCUGACCUGCACUCCACUACAGACUCCACCGCGUCAUCCCAACCAAGCGCCGACCCCUCUUCUUCCUGCGGACGUGCUCACGAUAGCGGCUAUCCAGACACGCACACGUCGGAUGACACCCAGGACCACGCCGCUCUUUUUACCCAGCUGGAGCUCCUUCACCAGGAGUGCCAGGAGAAAGAGGCCUUGAUCAACAAGCUGGGCGAGCAGCGGGCUGAUUGGGAGGAGCUCCAUGCGCAGCUCCAGGACAAGGAACGGCUCAAUAGCCAAUACGUGGAGGCCUUACAAGCUGCCGAAUCCACCAUCGCCUACCUGACCGCCUGCAGUCUGGACAGCCAGGGUGGGUCCAGACAAGGAGCAACGCCUUCUGAUGUGGGCUCUAGCGGCCCAUGCCUGGAUUUACAGAAAGUGCUUCAGGAAAAGGAGGACAUCAACAAGCAACUCACACAACUUUUGAAUUUAGUAGAGAAGCACAUUUCACUUCCAGAGAGCCAGGAAAAGCAGGGGGAAAUUGGAGAUCUCCGUUUGAAGAUGGAGGCAGUAAAUGCCUCAAUAAACAAGCAGAACUCCAGAGGGGUCUUUGUAGGACCCGAGGGUUCGGCGUACCAGGACUCUUCUCAGGAUAAGUUGAGAUUGAGUACUGCCACACAGACGGCACCUGAAUCUCUCGCAGACAAUGAGUUGUGGGAUCAGAAGGGAAAAAGUGGAAAUUCUGACCAAACUUCAAGUCAGGAGAUGACCCAAGUUCUUGUGAAAUGCCUUAGCUCGGCAGAAUCUGUCAUAGCUUCCCUGGCAGCUGCCUGUAAAAAUACCAUCUCGUUCACCAACCCUCACCUACAAGAGCACUUGGGCAACCUCCAGAGAGCUCUACAAAAGAGACAAGAACUGGAGCGCCUCACUCGCGCCACUCAGCCAAGCACUCAGUCCGAGGAACUUCUCGACUCGGCUAUCCUUUGCAAUCUGGAAAUACUCUGCAAGGUCCUCAAUGAUCACUCUCAGAGGAUUGGUGAGCUCCAGGCCUCUCUCCAGGAAGAGAGGGCCCAGAGGGAAGAGAGCGAGGGCCAUGCAGUGCUGUCGGACACCAAGGGCCUAGCGCCAAGCGUUCAGGCCCAGCUGGAGGCUCUGCACAAGGCACUGAGGGAGAAGAAGAAAGCCUGCAAAAACCUGGAGGAGAAACUCGCCACGGCUCAAUCUACACCAUCCAUGAAUAACGUAGCACAAAAAGCUCUGGAGCGCGAUGACAAAGGUGUGCAGGUGGAUUUGCAGGACCUGGGUUACGAAACCAUGUGCAAGCGUGAGAACGAUAGGGAAGAGAGCAGUAGCACAGACCUCGAGGUGGGCAUCAAAGCAAGCGGAAGCGCUUCUAGUCUCCCUUCGCUGCUGACUCAUGAGCAGUUGCACUUUUCCUCCACUGAACAUCUGGACUCUGCCGCCAGCACACCAUACCCAAGUUCCCCCACUUUGAGCUCGGCCAAGGUCAGUCAGAAAAGCCUUCAGAACUUCGAGGAAUAUGGCCUCUCAGACGACCCGCUACUACUCCAGGCGCAGGUGCGAGAAUUGAAGGUCCACUUGGAAAGCCAAACCAAACUCAUCCACCAGAUGCCAAGUCUUGUGCAGAGGAACCCAGUGCCUGGCCACCGCUCUGACCAGUUGACGAAUCAGGACGGAGCACAAAUCCAUCAUGCAAGGCCCAGUAGGGAGCAGAUGCGAGAGAAAGACUGUGACAGAGAAGCCCCGGCCAUAACUGAUGAAACCAGUGAGACGGAGCGAAAGAAGAGUGCAAAAGUGCAGCUACAGCAUGCCCGCAGCCGCUCUGCCUCCCCUGCCAGCCUGGACUCCCUGGUGCAGUCGCAGGCCAGGGAGCUGUCACAGCUCAGGCAGCAGCUCAAGGAGAGCCGGCGGCUCGCGGGCCUGCAGCGUCGGCAGAUGGUUGAGCUGAGGAGGGCUUUCCAGGAGAUGCUCCACGUCAGCCCGGGGGACUGCUACAUGAGCGAGAUGCUCAAGGAGCAGCUGGACAAGAGCCUGAGUAUUCUAGAUCGGCUGGAGGGACGCCUGGACAAAGGAGAGACUCAUCAGGAUAAUGAAGAUGUGGCGGCUCUGGAGCUUUCUCGCAGUGAAUGCGGGCUGACGGGCAGCCCCGCUGGCCCAAUCCAGCAGGAGCUUGAAAACCUGCGUGUGGAGCUGGAGGCCGAGAGAGAGCGGCUGAGGAAUCAUGUCGGUUACCUGGUCCGGCAAAAUAUCGCCGUGGCCGAGCGCGCCAGUGAGCGCUUGGACGUGUUGGCCAGAGAACUGCAGGAGAAGAACCGCCUCAUCCAGAGCCUGCAGAGUCAGGUCCGAGGCCACAGUCCCAGCAGCUCCCACAGCUCCCACAGCUCCCACUCUGAUGAGGCCUCCUGUCACGGCAGCCACCCCACACAAGGUAGGGACGGAGCCGAAGUGGUGGCGGAAGGCCGACUUUUGGACUUGCAGAGGGAGAACGCACUGCUUCACGAGCGUCUAAGGGACAGCAAGCAGCUCAACAGCAGCCUGCGUAGCGAGCUGGACCUGCGCCUGUCCGUCAUGGCCCAUCAUCAGGAGCGCGACUCUCCGACACAAGCACCCAAGCCCGACGAGAACGUUGUCUUGGCGGCAAAUGCUUCCGCAGAAGCACGCACCGUCACUUCAGACGUGCUGGCCGAGCACCUCGAGGAGAUUCGAGUUUUGAGGCGGCGACUGGAGGAGAGCAUCUCCACCAACGACCGCCUGAGGGAGCAGCUUGAGAGGAGGCUUGCCGAGGUGGAGAAAGACACAGCUACCAACAUCUUCAUCCACGGUAACGAGGAUCAAGCUCAGCUGGUCAACGAGGUUCGCUUCCUGUGGGGUCAGAACCAAGCCCUGAAGGAGCAACUUAACCUGGAGUCCAAAGACAAACAGCGUGAGAGCGAGAGGCUGCGGGAGAGCCUGGCGAGGCGCACGGCCAAGCUGGAGCAGAGCAGAAAGGACGGCGACGCCCUGAGGCAGGAGAACACGAGGCUGCUCCAAUCGCUGCGCACCAGCGAGGAGCAGUUGCGCAGCCUGCAGUGCGAGGUGAAGCUCCAGCAGCAGCAGGUGACCGACUUGCAGCGUCUCCUGCAGUCGCUGCGCAUGGAGCUGCAAGUUCGUGAGAGGAUGGAGACGGCGGCGCACAAUCAAGGCGUCAGCGCGACACCGGAUCCCGGCUCUGCUCUUCUGAGCACUGGCUCAGUGGACCUGUCCGAGCUGCUGUCGGAGAUGCGCCAUCUGCGUGUGCAGCUGGAGAAGAGCAUUCACACCAACACAACCCUGCGACAGAGGCUGGAGGAGCAGCUGUGUCGAGGAGCCGCCCGCUCCGAAACCAUCAACAUCAACUACCGGCUCUCCUCUGCAGUCGAUGAAGGGGGCGUGUCGCCCAGUCGUGAUGGUGUCAACGGCGUUCUUCACGGGGACAGCGCCAACGCUCGAGUGCGCUGCGAGGUGGAUGGCGAUGGCGACGGCGGCGGGAGCAGCAGCUCCAGCGAGAGCGUUACAAGCGCUCCUUCCCGCCUGGUGCCAGGCCACCGCUUGUGGGCCAACCGCAAUGGGCGCCACAUCCUGGCACUGGUAGAGGACUACAGUGCCCUCCGCAGGCUCAUCUCAGAAGGACGCAAGUUGGCACGAAGCAAGGACGCGCAGCUGCGCUGCUGUCUUAACAAGGUACUGGACGAGGAGGGCGUGAAGCAGCUGUUGGGUGACAUGAGCACCAUGCAGCAGGUCCUGGAUGAGGCCGCCCGCCUGCUCAAAUUGGUGUGGAGAGUCUCUCUGCCGACAGGGGGCGCUGCGGAAACGGUCAACGACCAGCAGGAGGAUCUAAAGAAGGAGAUCUCGCGUCUCAAGAGCCGAUUGUCCCAACAGGACAGAAUGCUGACCGGAGCCGUCAAACGCCUGCACACCACCAACCAGCUCAAGGAGGGCAUGGAGCGGGUCAUCAUUGACCAGCUGUCUCUCACGCAUGGUGUCUUAAAGAAAGCCCGCGGAAAUUUAGAGAGAAAUCACUGUUACCUCUUUGGCCCACAAGGCCCGACUGGAGGACAAGGAGGUGCCUGCAAAUGGCCAAUAGGGGAUGCUGGUGUGUUCUCCUCAGCGAGCAGUGAGUGAUCCUGCUUCAUGUUCCUGUCCAGCUGUCACCUUCACCCAGGGGUAGGGGACUCCUAUUACUCGAGAGCCAUAUCCUGCCCCUUUUAGGUGCCACCCUAAUCCUACACACCCGAGUCAAGUGGGGGUGGGGGGGGGGGGGUGCAUCAAAAACAGGCAGGAUCGGCUCUCAAGAAACCGUUGUUCCCUUCCACCUGGGUGAAUGCAGGGGAGGGAGCUCUGGCUCCUUGACAUGUUGUGUGUUUUCCUUUACAUUUGUAAAUAGUUAUCUACUCCUCUUUGUAUAAUGAAUCUAUGAGAUGGGAGCUGUAUAUUUUUAUGAUUUACUGAAUGCAGUUUAAAAAAAAAAAACAAGUUUGAAA
Hippocampus zosterae (dwarf seahorse) is the source of this 8750-nucleotide messenger RNA. RefSeq names its product CDK5 regulatory subunit associated protein 2 (gene cdk5rap2). Gene Ontology annotation, cellular component: microtubule organizing center. Lineage: Eukaryota; Metazoa; Chordata; Actinopteri; Syngnathiformes; Syngnathidae. The record is from RefSeq and is a predicted model, not a curated record. The transcript is spliced from 51 exons. Bases 160 to 8391 code for a protein of 2743 amino acids.